This is a messenger RNA of Plasmodium malariae, 885 nucleotides long. RefSeq names its product fam-l protein. Bases 1 to 885 code for a protein of 294 amino acids. The record is from RefSeq and is a predicted model, not a curated record. NCBI's taxonomy places the organism in Eukaryota, Apicomplexa, Aconoidasida, Haemosporida, Plasmodiidae. The transcript is spliced from 2 exons.
AUGGAACAAAAAUUUAAGUCUUUAAUAUAUAAUAAAAUUCCUACAUUUAUAUUUUUAACUUGGAUAUGUCAUUCUUACAUUUAUAUGAGUAGGCAAAGUAAAUCAUUGGUUGAAUGCUACAACCAACAUAGAAGGUUAUACGCAAAAAAUUACCGUUUACUGGCAAUAUAUAAGCAAGAUAAGGAUUCAAGUAUUGUGUAUUUAAAAAAAGAGAUACCAAAUCGAGUAAACAAUAUAAAUGAUAUGUUUAAUAAUGAAAAAUAUUCCUUGGGAAUAAUUGAACAAUUAAAUGGGAGUUCACAAGGAAAUAAAAGAAGACAUCAAAAAGAUAUGAAAAAUAAAUCUUGUAUAUUUGAAACUAAAAAAUAUUCCCAUUUAGAAAAAAAAAUCUUCAAAGAACUUGAUUAUAUAGAUUUUCUCAAAAACAACAAAACAAUUAGUGGUAAAAUUUACAAAAAAAUAACACUUAAAAAAUAUGGAUUACGAAUUGCUUUACCUAUAAUACUAUUUUUGUUGUUAAUAACAGUAUUAGUACUCGAUUUGUCAUGGGGCUUGUUGAAGAAAGAAAGUAUAUGGAAGGCAAUAGGUUUAGGUAAAGAGCAAUUAGAAGUAUUGGAAGGCCCAUUAUCGUUCAUUUUAGAACCUUUGUCAAAGUUAGAAUUUUUUAAGCACAAUACACUUGGGGGAGCAACUGCUAGUUGUAGUUUGUGCGCUAGUGUUACAUCUCCCGAAUUAGUUAGUAAAACAUGCAUAUUAGGACAGUUAUUUGGACUUUUAAUAUAUGUCAUACCUUUCUUUAUUUUAGGUGUCACAGUUAUAUCAGCGAUUUUUUUUUACCAUAAAAAAGUUAAAAAAUACGAAAAAAUUAAGUUCAAGAAACAGUAA